Molecule: messenger RNA, 1113 nt
Organism: Penicillium lagena
Lineage: Eukaryota; Fungi; Ascomycota; Eurotiomycetes; Eurotiales; Aspergillaceae
Exons: 5
Coding region: 1-1113 (370 amino acids)
Biological process (GO): pentose-phosphate shunt, non-oxidative branch; carbohydrate metabolic process
Cellular component (GO): intracellular anatomical structure
Molecular function (GO): transaldolase activity
Source: RefSeq, a predicted model, not a curated record
AUGGGUAGCUCGGGAACUCAGACAUGGCUCGACAAGCUGGAGGAGCAGCUGGAUGUCGAUGUCGACUGGAUGGAUCCGGCGUAUACACUGAGCAUGCCCAUCAAGCCGCACGACAUGACCAGCAACCAGGGCUGGGUGCACGAGCAGAUGUGUAAUCCCAUCAACGAUAACCUGUUCAAGAGCGUGGUCAAGGACCUCAAGGACGAGGGAUGGCUGGCCAUCUACACCCGCAUGGCAGUGUUGAUGUCCAAGGCCAACAUCGACAACAUCCAAGGCCGAUGCCUCCUCCAAACCCUCCCCUCUAACGCCUACGACACCCAGAAGACCCUGGAGCAUGCGCGCGCCUACGCCCGUGAGUUUGACCUCGCAGGCAUCUCUAAGGACCGCUACUGCAUCAAGAUCCCCAGCACCGGUCCCGCACUAAGCGCGUGUCCGGCCUUGGAAGAGGAAGGCAUUCGCACGCUCGGCACGGCUCUGUUCAGCGUGCACCAAGCUAUUGCAGCCAGUCAAGCCGGCUGUCUGUACAUCAGCCCAUACUAUAAUGGACUGACUCCGACCACAGAGGUCAAGGCACACGACAACCGCGAGCUCUGGCCCAAGUCUGACGACCCGGCGACCCUGCAUCCGAUGUCGGCGCGACUGGUCCAGAUCUUGGAGACGUACAAGCGGCUUUAUAAGGAGACCGGCAAGGAGCAGCCUUUCCUCAAGAAUGCCAGUUUUAUCUCUCCGGAAGAAGCCAUGGCGGCUGGUGAGCUGGGCUGCCACUCUGCAACUAUCUCUCACCAGGUGUUGACGGAGCUCGCCAAACUCCCGUACGACGGCUCGAAGCAGCCUGGUGAAGUGGUGCCUAAGCCAGCUCAUCCGUACAAGAACCCCGCGCCGACGCCCGCUCGUCUGCAAAAGCUUGCGAAGAUGGAUCCGUUGAUCGAAAAUUGGGAUGGAAAGCUGGCUAGCACUGAUGUUGACUACCUGGCCAACGGUGGCGCGGAGCUGGAUAAGGCGAAUGAGGCUGAUCUGGUCACGAAGAAGCGACUCCGUGAGGCUCUGGAGCUGUUUAUCGCAAUGGAGAAGAAAAGCCAGGCCAAGAUUGAGGAGGCGAUAAAGAACGUCUGA